AUGCCUCGGAGUGGCCCACCUGCUCCUCUGCUCUCGAACGGUAAAAGCGCGCUCUUACCCAAGAACACGGUAUUGACCGAGGCUGGGUCAGUCUCAUCUGAAGCAUUCAUGACCUGCUACUGCGUGCGCACUGACCGGAUCUCUGUCCCUCGCUUGGAAACAGUCGACCACCAUGGUAUGACAAGGGUUAGUGCUGUACAUCGGUUCGCUCGGUCGUUCGAGGAGCCCAAUCCCGCCAUGUGACAGACAUGUGGGGUAAACGGAGCGGCGGCGAAGGACAGCAGCCUCAUUCGCCCCGCGUAUCCUCCUACUCCCGCAAUCACCCAACUCAUCAUUCUUGUUGUUUCCCUUCCCAUUGGACAGAUGGACGAGUUCAAACGGCAUACGUCAUUGGCAUCGGAGGCGGUUCUGCAUCGGGCAAGACUCGAGUCGCUCAGGGUCAGUCACUCGUUCCCCAUUCUAAAUCCGGGGACGAUGAGUGGGUGAUGCUCAUCACUAGUCGUGGGGGUGCUUCUUACAGAAGUACUUAAGAAAUUAAGCGUACCGUUAGUCCCACCCUCCACGCUUUCAUAGUCUCCUCACCGAUCUGCUCACACCUCCGGGCUUCCCUCGUCGCCCUCCGCUGCAGAUGGGUCGUCGUUAUCUCCCAAGAUUCCUUCUACAAGCCCCUAACGCCCGAAGAGCUCUCCGCCGCCUUCCGCUGUGAACAUGACCUCGAUUCCCCUACCUCGAUCGACGAAGCCCUCCUGCGGGACUGUCUAGGUCGAUUACGAGCCGGCGAAGCUGUACAGUUGCCGAAUUAUUCGUUCGCCAAGCAUGCGAGGACCGACGAGACGACGUAUAUCUAUGGCGCGACAGUCGUUAUCGUCGAGGGUAUCCAUGCUUUGCAUGAGAGUCUGAGAGAUGUUUAUGAUCUCAAGGUAAGUACGAGGGGAUGAUUUGGUGGAGCCUGAAUUAUCACGACCCAGAACUGAUUUUGCUGCUUGUCCCCAAUCGUAAACGAUCAACGACAGGUUUUUGUUCAGGUGCGAUCUCUUCUACAGAAUCUCCUUACGACGAUGUUGCUUAGUCGUUUAGUUGCAUACAGUGCGACUCUGACUUGAUGCUCGCGAGGCGUCUACGACGGGAUCUCGUCGAGCGAGGUCGGGAUGCCGCCGGGGUUUUGGACCAGUUGAGUGCGAUGCUGAUGAAUGUGUGUGCGCGCUCUUGAAACUGAUGGUUUGUAUAUUUACAGAUAUCUACGCUUCGUCAAGCCCGCUUUCGAUAACCAUAUUCAGCCCACAUCUCGAUUCGCAGACAUCAUCGUCCCCGGAUCGAACAACGAGAUCUCUGUCGAGUUGAUCGCGGGUCACAUCCGGCGACAACUGGACGAGAGAAAGCAGGAGCUGCGCAAGGAGUUGUUCGUCGAGACCGAAGGGGCGAACGCAAAGCUCGGCACGAAUGGGGAGGGUGGAGCUGGACUCGUGAGCCAGCGGAGUAGAGAGAUCUCGGUGGAUCGCUUGGCGUCCAAGGAUGGGUUGCCGGAUACAGUGGUGCUGAUGGAACAAACGAAUCAACUGAGUGUGAGCUGAUUCCCGACGUGCUUGCCUAAACUCAGAACUCUGACGUCUUUCCUGAUGCCGAUUGUGCAGGGUAUCCACACUCUGCUUCGGUCCAGCUCGACACCCGCGGCAGACUUUUUAUUCUAUGCGAACCGACUGUCGACGCUCGUCGUCGAAAGAUCGCUGUCCCUCCUCCCCUACCGAUCCAAGCUCAUCACAACACGAACCUCUGUGCCUCAUACUGGGCAAGAGCUCGACAUUGACGCCGGUCACUUGGUCGGCGUUUCGAUCCUUCGCUCUGGCGCCUCACUCGAAAAGGGCCUUCGACGAGUCGUGCGAGAGAUCCCCGUGGGGUCGAUGCUGAUCCAAUCCGACGACCAAUCGGGCGAACCGCUGCUGUACUCGAUCCGAUUACCCCAAGCACUAACCCGCUCCAAAGAGUCCGCCAAGAAGACGUGGGUCUUGCUUCUGGAUUCCCAAAUCGGAACAGGGGCCGCGGCCUUGAUGGCCGUCCGAGUCUUACUAGAUCAUGGAGUGGACGAGGCCAAGAUCAUCAUCUGUGCGAUCCUCGUUUCCAAACUCGGUGGGGUGUGGGCAUUGAAGAGGGCUUUCCCACGGGUGAGGAUCGUCAGUUCGGCUGCGGAUGAUGGGUUGGAAGAAAGGUGGGAGAAGAAGAAGGAUGGGUCGGGUUCCAAGAAGGUGUUUGCGAUCCUGCCGGGGAUGGGGAGCUUUGGGGAUAGGUACUUUGUGACGAGCUGA
Microbotryum saponariae is the source of this 2300-nucleotide messenger RNA. The record is from the annotation of a GenBank genome assembly. Lineage: Eukaryota; Fungi; Basidiomycota; Microbotryomycetes; Microbotryales; Microbotryaceae.